Messenger RNA from Lactuca saligna, 4255 nucleotides. Lineage: Eukaryota; Viridiplantae; Streptophyta; Magnoliopsida; Asterales; Asteraceae. The record is from the annotation of a GenBank genome assembly.
CAAGUAUCCUCCCCCAAUUGGGAUCGUGAAAGACAUUAAAGAAACCCUAAUUAAAAUUUGCAUUCUCCCAUAUGUGUCCCACUCGUUUCAAUGCCAACAGUAUAUAUACUACAUGGACUUCAUCACGUCAAACCCACCUGUUUGUAAAUAAUGUUAAAAGCUUAAACACUCGUCUGAUUCAAUUCUCCUCUCUGUCAAAACCAACAUACCUAAUAUUCUUUCUUUUUCUUCGUCUCCACAGAUCCUUAUAAUCAUAUUAGCCACUUUAAAUUGUACAUAAAAGCUUCGUUUUUUCUAUACAUAAAGAGAGAAGGAGAGCUUUUUUGGGGGUUGAAUCGCUUCCUGCUGUUGAAUUUUGUUUGGGUAGCGGUUCCAUUUAUAGAAAAGUUUGAAUUACGAUGGGGCCGCCUCUGUGCGUAUUGGUGACCGGUGGUGCUGGGUAUAUAGGGAGCCAUACUGUGCUGCAGUUAUUAUUGGAAGGUUACAAGACGGUGGUUGUUGAUAAUUUUGAUAAUUCGUCUCAUGUUGCUAUCCAUCGAGUUCAGAAACUCGCCGGUGAUUAUGGACGUAACCUGUCUUUUCACAAGAUUGACAUCCGUAAUAAGCCUGCAUUGGAGGAACUUUUUAAAUCAACAAAGUUUGAUUCUGUUAUUCAUUUUUCUGGAUUGAAGGCAGUUGGUGAAAGUGUGAAGAAGCCCUUGAUGUAUUAUGAUAACAAUAUCAUUGGCACUUUAACUCUAUUGCAAGUUAUGAAUGCCCAUGGAUGCAAGAAGCUAGUGUUUUCAUCAUCAGCCACUGUUUAUGGAUGGCCAAAGGAGGUACCAUGCACUGAAGAUUUUCCUUUAUCUGCAGCCAAUCCAUAUGGAAGAACCAAGCUGAUGAUUGAGGAGAUGUGUCGUGACAUAUAUGCUUCAGAUUGUAAGUGGAAAAUUAUUCUGUUGAGGUAUUUCAACCCAGUUGGGGCCCACCCUAGUGGUGAUAUUGGUGAGGAUCCUCGUGGGGUUCCAAACAAUCUCAUGCCAUUUGUCCAGCAAGUAGCAGUUGGAAGGCUACCUACACUUACAGUCUUUGGAACUGACUACUCCACCAAAGAUGGAACAGGGGUACGUGAUUACAUCCAUGUUGUAGAUUUAGCAGAUGGGCACACUGCUGCUUUGAAGAAACUCUCGGACCCUAAAAUAGGCUGUGAAGUCUACAACUUAGGAACUGGUAAAGGCACAUCUGUGUUGGAGAUGGUAGCAGCUUUUGAAAAGGCAUCAGGAAAGCGAAUUCCUAUAGUGACAGCUGGGCGUCGACCUGGCGAUGCUGAGGUGGUAUAUGCAUCAACAGAGAAAGCAGAACGCGAAUUGAACUGGAAGCCAAAGUAUGGGAUAGAUGAGAUGUGCAGAGAUCAGUGGAAUUGGGCCAGCAAGAACCCGUAUGGUUAUCUAACCAAAGAUGAAGAUGAAGCCAAAGCCAAAUCCAAAUCCAAAGAAAAAAUCCCAGGCAUACAGUCUCUAAUCAGCAAAACGGUUGCUGAUCUUGAAGCUGAACUUAGUCAUCUUGGAAAGCCUAUUUCUACUGAUGCUGGUGGGAAGUUGCUUCUGAUAAUGGAUAUUUGUCGGGAUUUUGAUCAAAUAUACAAAGAGCAUCUGAAUGGAAUGCGAUCCGGGGGAGAUAAAAUAUACCAUGUUUUUGAAAGGCAGCUUCCUGCUGCUCUUAAGAAGUUGCAGUUUGAGCAACAAUUGUCAAUGGAAAACAUCAAGAAACUGAUCACAGAAGCUGAUGGAUAUCAACCACAUCUCAUAGCCCCUGAGCAAGGAUACCGUCACAUUAUUGAGUCUUCAUUAACCACCAUCAAAGGCCCUGCUGAGGCCUCAGUCAACGCGGUUGAUAUCAUACUCAAGGAGCUGGUUCGCAAGGCCAUCAGCGAGACCAUGGAGUUGAAGCAGUAUCCAAGUUUGAGAAAGGAAGUGGAGGGGGCUGCGAAUGAGUCACUUUCAAGAAUGAAGAAAGAAAGUAGGAAAUCGACACUUAUGUUGGUUGAUAUGGAAUGUUGUUACUUGACGGCUGAUUUCUUCCGGAACCUUCCGCAAGAAUUCGAGAAGGGUGGAAACCCGACACAGUCCAUUUUUGAUAGAUACAAUGAUUCGUACCUUAGACGAAUUGGAGCAACAGUGUUGCAGUAUGUGAAUAUGGUUCUUGCAGGCCUGGUGAACUCGGUUCCAAAGUCGGUGGUUCAUUGUCAAGUGCGUGAAGCCAAACGCAGUCUUCUUGACCAUUUUUUUGCAGAGUUAGGUCGAAAAACCCCAAUUCAGUUAUCAAAGUUAUUGGAUGAAGAUCCAGCGAUCAUGGAGAGGCGUUCGUCACUAGCAAAGAGAUUAGAGUUAUAUAAAAGUGCACAAAUGGAGAUUAGUAGUGUUUCAUGUCCAUUGAAAUGGGCCUUAUUUAUGGAUUUUACUGAAAAAAAAUUGCUGUUAAAUCUUUGGGUCCCGGCCCAAGGAAAAAACCGGAAACCGCUUUCUCUGUCUCUUUCCUCCCUCCGCCGGACCGCCGCCCCUAUUGCUCGGCGCCUCCGCCAUCAAGCCUGUCUCGCUGACCGUCUCCACUCUCCAAUAUCGUCUUUGACUCUUCGAAUUCGGCUUCAGUUUUCUCUUCUGUUCAGUGUUCAUCCAUCGACCAUCAUUGCUGCGGCGACAUACAUUAAGUCCACCGGAGAGAAAAGUGUACGGAUGAGCCCAAUGGGUCGGGGAACAGCAGAGGAAGCGCUAGUCCUUCUUCGUAGAAGACUAUGUGAUCCCAAUUUCAUCUUCUCCCUCUUCUCCCAUUCUUCCGAUAGCAACUACAGCAAGUUGAAGUUUAUCGUAUCAAGUUCGGUAACUGAGGCCUGUAACAAUUCGAUUCUGCUUCUGGGUCCUCGAGGAUGCGGCAAAGUUGCGGUGUUGGAUCUUGUUCUAGAGGAUUUGCUGAAAGAAUAUCCUGAAAUGAUCUCAGUGAUUAAACUAAAUGGGCUUUUGCACUGUGAUGAUAAUUGUGCUCUAAAGGAAAUUGCUAGACAAUUAUGUAUUGAGCAUGAACUGAUGUUUUCCAAAAUGGCGUCAUUUGAUGAUAAUUCUCAGUUCAUGAUUGCCAUGUUGAGAGAAUGUGGAUUAGCUCACAAGACAGUGAUCUUCAUAUUGGAUGAGUUUGACCUAUUUGCUCAGGGUAAGCAAAGAUUACUCUAUAGCUUGUUAGAUGCAAUGCAGUCUGUAACUUCUCAAGCUGUUGUCAUUGGUGUGAGUUGCAGAUUGGAUGCUGAUCAGUUAUUGGAAAAAAGAGUAAGAUCUCGAUUCUCACAUCGGAAACUACUGUUUCAUCCUCCCCCAAAGGAUGAUUUACAGAGAUUGCUCAAACACAUUCUACUAUUGCCAACAGAUUCAUGCCUUCCUCAUGACUAUGCGACAGAAUUCAAUUCAAAAAUUUCAAACAUAUUAGCAGAUAAAAGAUUCAUGGAAGUCAUUGAUACAUUAUCAGAUUCCGAUUCCACCUUCAGUAAUUUCAUCAGAUUUCUGUUUUCAGCUGUAAGUUUGAUGGAUUUGAAAUCUGGUUUGAUGACGCUUGACAACUUCAAAUCUGCACUUUCAAGCAUCCAACGACAGCCAAAGUUGGAUUGCUUAAAAGAUUGCUCAAUUCUGGAAUUUUAUAUAAUGGUUUGCAUGAGGAGGUUGGAAACCAAAGGACAGGAGCUGUAUAACUUCAAUUCUGUAAUGAAUGAGUACAAAAGUGUACAUGAUUCCUACCAGUUACAGACACAUGAUUACCAUUCGCGUAUUGUAUGCUUAAGGGCUUUCGAGCACCUUGUUGAUCGACAGUUAAUCGAGUUUGCAGAUAGAGGACACAAUCAGUCUAUCGAGUUUCGUGCAGUGAAGCUUUUAAUUUCAUCCUUUGAACUUCAUCAAGGAUUGAAAUCAAAUCGCUUGUUACCAGUAAUCCUUCAGAAACUAAUGGAAUCAAAAAACUAAAGAUUGGAAUGAGUUGAUGGAAGACAUCAAAUUAGUUUUUUUUAACACAUGUUUAAGCUUUUGACUUCUGUUGCACGAUAAGAAUAUAAGGGUUUGGAAUUGUACAAGUGAAUGUUCAUUCUAUAUAUUGAAAUGGAGUGAAAAAUUACAUCAUAACUCCUCGUUAUUUGAGGAAAAGUCUUUAAGUUUACAAUUCAUUUGUAAUUAGAAAUUUUGUUUUCUAAGUAACUAGAAAUGCAUUAUUGAUUAUAAUUUCAUAAUCUUUUAGUAUUAUG